Aspergillus versicolor CBS 583.65 is the source of this 508-nucleotide messenger RNA. RefSeq lists its product as uncharacterized. NCBI's taxonomy places the organism in Eukaryota, Fungi, Ascomycota, Eurotiomycetes, Eurotiales, Aspergillaceae. The coding region runs from base 165 to 464 and encodes 99 amino acids. The transcript has 2 exons. The record is from RefSeq and is a predicted model, not a curated record.
UGCAAAAACGGCACAAGAAAUUCAAGUCCUAAGGCGAAGAACCGGCUCAUUCCAUUAGAGUUGCCCCGUGCACGCAACCCAGCGGUCUGACCCCCGGCGCUUCCUGGCCUGUAGCUCGUGUUUCAUGGUGCCCGCGCGCAGCUGAAACUGGGAAGCUGGGGCCAAUGCCCAUGCCGAUUCCCUGCGAUGCACUGCGAUGUCAUGCUAAUUUAAGAGAGGAUACACGUCCCUGCCCGAGGUCGUGGUUGCAGUUGCACCUGUGGUGCGAACUCUCUUCUGGACUUGCCGUCUUGGAUGUUGGAUGUACAGACUCCGAAGCGCUUUACUUUCUGAUGUGUAUCGUGGGUGCCCAAUGGUUGCAUGUGCUUGCAGCAUUCGCAUUUCCUUCGUCUAAGUUCUCAAGCGCUUGCGGAGGAUGCUGUUCUCGCAGCGUUGCUAUUCCUGACCACCUUCCUUCGUGCUGAUGAAACGUCUAGCAUGCCAGGGAAUAUCUAACCUGCCAGCACGC